This is a messenger RNA of Botrytis porri, 3094 nucleotides long. RefSeq lists its product as uncharacterized. Lineage: Eukaryota; Fungi; Ascomycota; Leotiomycetes; Helotiales; Sclerotiniaceae. The record is from RefSeq and is a predicted model, not a curated record. The transcript is spliced from 6 exons. Gene Ontology annotation, cellular component: cytosol; nucleus; VCP-NPL4-UFD1 AAA ATPase complex. Gene Ontology annotation, biological process: autophagosome maturation; mitotic spindle disassembly; retrograde protein transport, ER to cytosol. Gene Ontology annotation, molecular function: ATP hydrolysis activity; polyubiquitin modification-dependent protein binding; ATP binding. The coding region runs from base 363 to 2834 and encodes 823 amino acids.
CGCCUUAUAAACCAAUUUACUACGUUCACUGAGCUGUGCUUAUAAGCGGAAGAACCCAAUAGAAAGAUUCAAAAAGCUCAACCUACCAGAUUUAGUGCGGUUCCGUCAUAUUCUAAGGACGCUACCUUAACUAAUACAGCCAUCUAUCUUAGAGCUGUCUUGAUCUCCAACACAACCUCUUCUUUCCAUAAAUUCUUACCAAAACAUCCAUUCUUCCGGAAAGUUCAAUCUAUCUUUCAUCCACCUCUUCUUUCUUACUUUGAUAAAGUUACUUUCAAUAUUGAACUCUAUCACCAUUUGAAAGGACAAUCUACAAACAUAUCGGAAUAUUCGUUACGACUGUCAAGGUCAACUUUAUCAAAAUGUCUGCUGAACCCGACCACGUCGAGCACAAGAAGAAGGUCAAUCUCAAUGAUGCAUCUGGUGCUGAGCACAAAGCCAAUGAUGACACUGCAACCGCUAUCUUAAAGAAGAAGAAGAAGCCAAACUCGUUGAUGGUUACUGAUGCUAUCAACGAUGAUAACUCUGUUAUUGCUCUCUCCAACAAUACUAUGGAAACUUUACAAUUGUUCCGUGGAGAUACCGUUUUAGUCAAGGGAAAGAAGCGCAAGGACACUGUUCUCAUUGUUCUUGCUGAUGAUGAUCUCGAUGAUGGAAGCGCACGUAUGAACCGUGUUGUUAGACACAACCUCCGUGUUAAGCACGGUGACGUUAUUACCGUUCACCCAUGUCCGGAUAUCAAAUAUGCCAAGCGCAUUGCAGUCCUCCCUAUCGCUGACACUGUCGAAGGUCUCACCGGAUCUUUAUUUGAUGUUUUCUUAGCACCAUAUUUCCGCGAAGCCUACAGACCUGUACGACAAGGCGAUCUUUUCACAGUUCGUGGUGGUAUGAGACAAGUUGAAUUCAAGGUUGUUGAAGUCGACCCUCCCGAGUACGGAAUCGUAGCCCAAGAUACAGUCAUCCACUGCGAAGGAGAGCCCAUUCAGCGUGAAGACGAAGAAGGCAAUUUGAACGAGGUCGGAUACGACGACAUUGGAGGAUGCAGAAAGCAAAUGGCACAGAUCAGAGAGAUGGUUGAGUUGCCAUUAAGACAUCCCCAAUUAUUUAAGUCUAUCGGUAUCAAGCCUCCUCGUGGUGUUCUUAUGUUUGGUCCACCAGGUACUGGUAAGACACUCAUGGCCAGAGCCGUUGCAAACGAGACCGGUGCUUUCUUCUUCUUGAUCAACGGACCCGAGAUUAUGUCAAAGAUGGCCGGUGAAUCCGAAUCGAAUUUACGCAAGGCUUUCGAAGAGGCUGAGAAGAACUCGCCUGCGAUCAUCUUCAUCGACGAGAUCGACUCUAUUGCACCAAAGCGUGACAAGACCAACGGAGAAGUCGAACGUCGUGUUGUCUCUCAAUUGCUUACCCUCAUGGACGGCAUGAAGGCUAGAUCCAACGUUGUUGUCAUGGCCGCCACAAAUAGACCUAACUCCAUCGAUCCUGCUCUCCGUCGUUUCGGUCGUUUCGAUCGUGAAGUCGACAUUGGUAUCCCUGAUCCAACUGGUCGUCUUGAAAUUCUACAAAUCCACACCAAGAACAUGAAGUUGGGUGAUGAUGUUGAUCUCGAGCAAAUCGCCUCGGAGACUCACGGUUAUGUUGGUUCUGAUGUUGCCUCCCUCUGCUCCGAAGCUGCCAUGCAGCAAAUUCGUGAAAAGAUGGAUCUUAUUGAUCUUGAUGAAGAUACUAUCGACGCCGAGGUUCUCGACUCCCUUGGUGUUACCAUGGACAACUUCCGUUUCGCCCUUGGUGUUUCCAACCCAUCUGCUCUUCGCGAAGUUGCAGUUGUCGAAGUUCCAAACGUUCGCUGGGACGAUAUCGGAGGAUUGGAAGAGGUCAAGCGCGAGCUCAUCGAGAGCGUGCAAUACCCCGUCGAUCACCCAGAAAAGUUCCUCAAGUUCGGUCUUUCUCCAUCUCGUGGUGUCUUGUUUUACGGUCCUCCUGGUACUGGUAAGACCUUGCUCGCCAAGGCUGUUGCCAACGAGUGUUCCGCCAACUUCAUUUCCGUCAAGGGUCCAGAAUUGCUGAGUAUGUGGUUCGGUGAAUCUGAGUCUAACAUCAGAGAUAUUUUCGACAAGGCUCGUGCUGCCGCACCUUGUGUUGUUUUCCUUGAUGAGCUUGAUUCUAUCGCCAAGUCUCGUGGUGGGUCUAACGGCGAUGCUGGUGGCGCUUCUGACCGUGUCGUCAACCAACUUUUGACUGAAAUGGAUGGUAUGACCUCGAAAAAGAACGUUUUCGUCAUUGGUGCUACCAACAGACCUGAGCAACUUGACAACGCUCUUUGCAGACCUGGUCGUCUUGACACCCUUGUCUACGUUCCACUUCCUAACGAGAGUUCUCGUGCUGGUAUCUUGAAGGCACAACUCAGAAAGACCCCAGUCGCUGAUGAUGUUGAUCUCAGUUACAUUGCAUCCCGUACUCACGGUUUCUCUGGUGCUGAUUUGGGAUUCAUCACCCAGCGUGCCGUCAAGCUCGCCAUCAAGGAAUCUAUUUCUUUGGACAUCGAACGCCGCAAGGCUCUCGAGGCCGCUGGUGGUGAUGUUGACAUGGAGGAAGAGGAUGUUGAGGACCCAGUUCCAAAAUUGACCAAGGCUCAUUUCGAAGAGGCCAUGUCGCAAGCCAGACGAUCCGUUUCUGACGUUGAAAUCCGCCGAUAUGAGGCAUUCGCUCAGAGCAUGAAGAGCUCCGGGCCUGGAGCUUUCUUCAAGUUCCCGGAAGCUGGUGAGGCCGCCGAGGCUAACGGAGGAGGUGCUGGUGGAUUUGGUGAUGCUGGCAACGACGACAGUCUUUACGACUAAAUUUGUACUCUUAAUACCAUAUUUUAACGUCAUUUUACAGCAUACAUGAGGAGCUAACGAUUGGGAGGGCAUUUAGCCCGGUGGGCUUUGACGUAGAGUCUAGAGAUUUCUACAGAGCAAAGUUGCAUUCAUGACCCCUAAAAUUCAUUGUUUGAAGGGUUGGGAGAGAGGUAUGGAGAGUUUCAUUCAUGGCGAUAUGUGGCCAAGGUGGUGCCAUUAGCAUAGAAUACCUUAUAAAAACAUAUUUUGUUACAACUUGA